AUGAAGAUCAGCGGCGGAGUAUUGUGUGGAGGAGGUGCUCGCAGCAACGCCGUGCCUCUGUUUCUCAACCACCGCAUUUCUUCUCUUCACAUCUCUUGUUCCUCCAUCUCCGACCAUGUUUCUUUUGUAAAGGAUGUAGCUGCAACUCAACCGCCUCAGCAUCUCUCACAACUCUUGAGUAUCUUGAAAACCAGAGGCGAUACAAUAAUUUCUCCGGGUGCCAAACAGGGUUUAAUCCCCCUUGCUAUUCCCCUCUCACAAAACAGUUCUGGUGCUGUAACUGCGCUGCUGCGAUGGCCUACGGCUCCACCCAAAUUGGAAAUGCCGGUGGUGGAAGUGAGAAAACACGGAGUGUGGCUUUUAGCUAAGACGGUAGACCAAUAUAUUCACAGGAUAUUGGUUGAAGAAGAUGCGAAGGACAGUCAAGAGAGUAACGAAGAACUAUUGAAUGCUUCAGCUGAUGCUGGGGAAAAGCUUUAUAGAAAGGGUGAUUUUGCAGAAUCUGGAAUUUCUAACUUAGAUGGAUAUCUUCUAAAAGAGGUUGGUAUUUUUCCUGAUGUCUUAGAGCGCAAAGUGAAGCGGCAUUUUGAGGAAGGAGAUCAGGUUUCAGCUUUAAUAACGGGGGAAUUUUAUGCAAAGAAGGAGCAUUUUCCAGGAUUUGCACGACCUUUUGUGUUCAAUGCUGAGAUUAUGUUGAGGGUUGGGCGUAAAGUAGAAGCUAAAGAUGCUGCCAGAGGAGCUUUGAAAUCACCAUGGUGGACUCUAGGUUGCAUGUAUCAGGACGUUGCUAAUAUAGCCCAAUGGGACGAUGAGCAAAUUGAGUAUAUUAAAGAGAAAGUGACUGAAGAGGGAAGACAAGAAGAUCUUAAAAAGGGGAAGGCGCCUGCACAGGUUGUACUUGAUGAGGCAGCUUUCUUGUUAGAUUUGGCUUCUAUAGAAGGAAAUUGGGACGAUUAUUUGGAACAGAUAGCCAAAAAUUAUGAGGAAGCAGGACUCAACGAUAUUGCAAAAUUCAUUCUUUAUAAAUCAUAA
Lathyrus sativus (Indian pea) is the source of this 1032-nucleotide messenger RNA. NCBI's taxonomy places the organism in Eukaryota, Viridiplantae, Streptophyta, Magnoliopsida, Fabales, Fabaceae. The record is from the annotation of a GenBank genome assembly.